Colossoma macropomum (tambaqui) is the source of this 1050-nucleotide messenger RNA. RefSeq lists its product as uncharacterized. The transcript has 5 exons. The coding region runs from base 85 to 810 and encodes 241 amino acids. Lineage: Eukaryota; Metazoa; Chordata; Actinopteri; Characiformes; Serrasalmidae. The record is from RefSeq and is a predicted model, not a curated record.
CUGACAUGGACCAAUCAGAUCUCGACACAGACAUCCGCCUCUAAGACCCUCACCAUUAUCAUCCCCCCAGCACCAGUCUCUGAGAUGGAGAGCUCAAGUGUCACUCUCAUCACUCUCAUGUCUGUUUUGUUCUCCAGGAUCUCUGGAGCAGAAGUGGAGCUGAGAGUCAGACCAGGAGACGACAUCACUCUCUAUUGCGACUGUGUUUGGGAGAGUGGAUUCAACAUAGUUUGGUUUAGAAACUCUUCAUGUGAGCAUCAACCUCCUCUAAGUAUCUCGACUGAGGAUUUCCUGCUUGGGACUCUUCCACGCUACACGUUGGUGUGGAAUCCCUCCAACAGAACUCAUGAUCUGCUGGUGAGGAAUGUCACUGAAUCAGAUCUGGGCCUUUACUAUUGUGCCAUACAUGACAAAAAGAUAACUGGAGGAAAAGGAAUUAUACUCAAUGAGAAUAUUUACCAUUAUGGAAACAGGACCACCCGACUCUCUCUCUUCGGCCCCUGUCCUGAUCUCCCCCAGACCCCUCCCACCCCUCCUGUAUCAGACUGUAGUGUCUGCUGGAAGCUGCUGGUCAGUGUGUGUCCUGUGUGUGUUCUCCUCUCGUCAUGCUUGACCUUAACCUGUGCUUACUACUGCGGCAAAACUAAAGUAUCAGACUGUGGAGCUGACCAACAGCGGAGUGUGAAGGUAGAAGGACGCGAGGUUUGUUAUGCUUCGUUGGACAUCCCGAGCAGAGGACAGAAACGUACAACAAAAAAGAGAGUUGAGAACAUCUGUACAUAUUCUGAGGUUAAAACUGAGAGAAUAUAGACUUAACAAGGAUGAUUCUGGACAUCGACGAUGUCCAAGCGUUCUGGUUCCUUACUGGUCAGGGUGGGAACUGAUGUAGCUUGAGGGAAUCCAGUUUAGAGGGAACAUUUAUCUGAAUAUGUAUGGCAAGAACUCAGGUGAAACAAAACAUUGUAUCUCCAUUUUUGUCAUUUUUUUAAUAUUUUAACAUAAUUUGAAAAUACCAGCUGCCUUUUACACUGUGUUUACAUUUCAUGAUGA